AUGUCGGAGGGUGAUGCGAAAGUGCUCAAUUUGUUCGAAUUAGACUGCGAUUUCCCGAAAACUUCCAGUUCUGAGGCCGUCUCUUCGCUGAGUGCACCUAUUUCCAGUGAUGUCGAUUUUUCUACAGUUUUUUCUUCUCCACGACCAUCUAAUACUACGUUCCGCAGCUCUAACAGUGAUGCUUCAGUAAGUUCUUCUGUUUCAAUCCAGGUGAGAAUACCUAAAACAAAAAAAUUGAAAAAAAUAGGCUAUCUCCAAAUUUAUUUUUUUAUGUUUUUGUUAUUUUUAUUUUCUCUUUUCUCUUUAAGAAAGUUUUGGGCUCGAAUUUUUGCAAAACCCAAAAUUUUUAUACGAAUGAUGUCUUCGUUUUUAAAAUCAGCGUUUUUAAGUCUUUCAAGCCGCAAAAUCCAGACUUGAGCAAGGAACUGGAAUGCCAGAUAUGUGCAAAACUCUACGACAGGGUAAAAAAAUAAUUUCCAAAAGAAUAUUAGCCAGUAAUGGUGGCUUGCGGCCAUUCGUUCUGCGAGAUCUGCAUAGAACACCGGACGCGCACCCGCGACGACUGUAUCAUCUGCGGACUCAGCGUCGGAGAUCUUCACAGUAUGAUUCCCAGCAUCGCUCUUCUCAAUGUGCUGCGACUUCUUCAGUUUAAGUGUAAAAGACUUCUUUGCAGAUCGUCAAGAAAUACAAGGAAUCACAGGAAAUCACCGAUCUUCUCUACACUUGCGAAGAUGAGGCAAGGAUUUUUUUCAAUCGUUUUUUUGAGAACAUUCAACAAUGUUUUGCUGAAUGAAUCGAAUUUCUCAAAAUCUCCUUCGCGACGCAGAAGAAAAUAACUGAACUCCAGAUAAUCUACAGAAUCUUUAACAUUUUCAAUUUUUUGCGAAAAGAUUUGCACAGAAGUUGAAACGUGUUUCAAAACAAAUUCAAUAAUAUAAGGAAUUUAAUAAUUAAUGAGGCAUUAGACCUCUCAUAAAUCUCUUGUGAAUUUUCUGGGAGAGGGCUCCGUACCUUUCAGUGAUCUAUCAUUUGUUUACUUUAAAUCAUAGUUAGUCAUUUUAAAUGUAUGAUAUUGAAUGAAAAUAUUUUUUUCAGGACAUGAGUAAUGCGUCUUCUGAAAAUUUAAGCAAAAGAAAGCAAUGUUUUUUCACCGUAGCCGCACCAAAAGUCUUCAGCAGGUUCUUCCUAUCCCACUACAGUAACUUAGUCUGCUUUUAGUCCAAUCGUCACGAUACGUCAGGACCUUCCACCGGCAGAUGCUCUGCCGGUCAAAGGCGUUCUCAAAACGCAGAUUUCCCAUGAAAUUCUGCCUGAGGACAAGAUUCCCAAAGUCGUCAACCGCAGUUGUUCUUACGCCCAUGUAACAUCUUUCAAUCGGAAUGGACUUGGUCGCAGAUCCGGUUCGAAUUGUUCAUAGUUUCAUCAAUGAAUUCUGCAAAAAAGUCUCCUUUUCGGUUCAUGAAAAAGAAAACAUAUUCUUUUCCAUUUUUGUAUUCAUUGAAUAAUAUAAUCAAAUAUUGCGAAGCUCGAAUAGCUUUUCCUUUCAAGAUUCUAAAGAAGGAUUUACUCAUCUUUCAAUCGAAGCUUGAUAAUGAUAUGGAUAAAUUUUCAGUUUCUUCCGCCAAUAGAUUCUUUAUUAUUCGUUUCUCUACAUAGGGGCUCUUUCUUUUAUACUUCAUAUCUACUUAGCGAUGCGGGGCGCCCCGUCAGCAGCUCUUGCUUAUUAUGAAAACAUUUGUGAGUCAACUCCUCUUCCAGGACUUAUUGUGUUCGUGACUUGUCCAAGUAUGACAAUGAGAUGGAAAUCGAUGAAAAUAAUUUUUCUUCUUGAAAUGUUAUUCUAUUUCCAGAAAGAUUCACAAGAUCGACCUCAUCACAGGCGAGAAACGUACAUGAGAAAAGCGUCAUUGUUGAAAGUUCAGAAAUAACGGUAUUAAAUUGUCAGAAUUCGUAAUUAAAUUUAGUAUCUCAGCGUAACUCUUUUCUGCGACGGAGUUUGAAUGCGAUUCGGCGUCGGAAUCAGAAAGAAAGUGUUCUUUUUGAAGAAACUCUCGACGGUGACUUUUUUUCUGUCUUUUUUCAAAUUUUAUGGUUUUCAGAUAGUGAAGAGAAACUCAUGUCUAUUCCUCCUUCUAAAACUAAACAAGGUUCAUCUGAAUCUGCUGCAUUCUCGUUUUGAUCCCUAUUUUCAGCUUUGAGCUCCAAAUCGUUCUGGAAGCGAUGGUUUCCCACCAAAUCGACUAAAUAUAGUUUAAUUUUGAACAUUCGAUCGUUAAUUUUAACUUUUCUUUCAGAGCUUAGACAAGUUUCUCAAUGGGAAGCGGAUUCGAAGCAACUAAAGGUUUUUUUUCAACGAGUUAGCCUUCGUUUUCACGAAUAGCAGGGAUCUCGAAUUAAAAAAUUUAAUAACUGCAUCUUUAGCAUUUUUUUUUUUGAUAAAAUCUUGAAACUUCCAAUUUUCAUUUAUCACUUUUCUACUUUAUUUUUCUUAUUAUCCAACUUUAUUAUUCUCGAACAUGUAAUAAUUACGAUAGUUUGGAAAAAAGAGGAAACUUACAGGAGGCUCUAUGCAGUUAUUCGAGGUCGGAAAAGUCUUUUGAAAAAAUCGGAAGAGGCGAGGAAAUCACUUUGGUGAUAUUUGGCCAUAAAAACUGCGGGAAAACGAGCUUUGUAUGGCUUUUUGAGAGUUCCUUUGCAACUUUUGAAUUCAGUUGGAGGCCAUCCGAAACGUUCUCGCGGUGGCCUGCGAAGAUUUUCACGUUGGUUUCCGGCUUCUGUCUCCAGGAGAACGUUUCUCGCCUGCAGAAGAAGCUUUUUUCGAUGAACGCAUUGUCUCCAUAGUUUUUUUUUCUUGCUAUUUUGAGUGAAUUGGCAAUAUUUAGGUUAUCGAAAUGAAUGGACAACCCGUCUAUGUUGAUUUGAUCGAAGGGGAAUACGAGCACGAGGUAAAGCGGAUUUGUUGACGGUUUUGGGAAAAUAUGUUCUUGUUGGAAUAUCACGUCUCUCUAAUAAAUACUCUUAUCUCUACGUGAGAUGGGUAUAUAAGGCGGCCCUUUUACCUCUUUCACACUUCUUCAUUCUACGAAUAAAUCUGCUCCUUCAACUUCGACUUUGGGCUACAGCGGACACAACAGUUCUUGAUUCUAAUUUUUUUCAAUAACUUGAGAUUAAAAAAAUGAAUUGAGAAGAAGAUUUUUUUCGAUAGGUUUUUUAUGUGCUUUUUAUUUUUGAAACGGUCUUUUUUUAAUUAAAUAAAAGUCAUAAAGAAGGUGUUGCAAACCAGAGGUGGAGAAUUGGGAAGGCAGCCCUUGGCUUGGCGGCCAAGCCAAGCCAAAAAAAGCCAAACGAUAGAAAUGAGCCAUUAAUUCACGUGGUCUUUGGCAACUAGGUCAAGUACGUGGCGAUAACGCCCUGAACUAAUCAUUAUCAAUUUUGUAAAUUUUUGAGUUGUUUUUUGCAACUUCGUGUUAACGUUUCUUAAUCUACUGUUACAAUUAUUUCAGCAGGGAAUUGUCACUGAAACGGGUCAAAAGGCUACCUUUUCAAUCUCACUAGAGAGCUAUUUCGACAAAAAAAUUUCAGAUGCUAUGAAAUUGAUGCAAAAGUAUUUCUCUUGAUUCACUUGGUUUCCAAAAAAGUCAAAUGACUGAAAAAUUCUAUUACGCCAGACCACCUCGUGAAGAGUGGAAGGCUUACAGUUAUCUACCUGGAAUUUUCCGGUGGUAUGAAAAUAAAAAAGUUUUUUUUUCACUUCCCGACUUUUUUCCCUUUUAUUUUUCGGUUCCUAAAACGUUUUUUUUGUCUACUUUUUUGUUUUUUAAUCAUGUAUCAACUACCUACUUUAUAUGGGAGGAUUCAAAACGAAGAGUUUAUUUAGCAAAAAAGUUGAAAAGGAUUAGUCGGAAAGUUCUCCGUCGGAAGCUCCCUAGCGAUAGGAAAAAUCAGAAAAAUCGCCGUUCGAGUUUUCGCUGAUCUUUUUUUCAUACCACCAUUUUUCCGUGUUUUUGUGUUUUUGUAAAAAAAGUUUCAUACAUCGCUCAAAACAAGCGCUUCUAGAUGCUAGGGCGAUAUCGCCAUACAAAUGACCGUCGCGCCACGCUGACUUUUGAAAAAGUCAUUUCUGCCUUUUGGGCGUUUAUGGCUUGGCAGGCAGGGCGGCCAGAGGGCAGCCAUCCUCCACCUCUGUUGCAAACAAUAAAAAAAAGCCGAAAAGUACUGUUCAGGUUAGAAAUAUGACUUCAAAGAAGAUAGAAAUGAUAGGUAGAAAUGAUACGAAGAAUAAUUUUGAAUGUGUUUUUUUUUCUUUUUAGAAACAUCUUGCGAGACUAGGAGUGUUAGUGGACAACCAAAAUGGAUAAGCCAUUCAACGUUUAAUUUCACUUUAUGAAAAUUUUGAAAAUAUGACAACUUAAAAAAUUAGCGAAGUCUAUUAAAACGCAACGCCAACUUACAUUAUUGACUAUAGAGAAGACUUUUUUUUCAAGAACUAUCCCCCAAGUGAGUACGCAUCGGCCGCAGACGCUGUCAUGAUCAUGUUGGAUUGCACGAAUUGCGCGAGUUUGUUGUCGGCCCAUCAGGUCGUCAGGUCAAUGGCCCAGGCAAAGAAGCAGAUAGACAAACAGGUCCGGUUAUACAAAUUAUCCUCUCCUUGUCUGUUUUUAAACUAGAGUUUCCUGAGAAAUUGACAACACAGUUCGAGAAAAGUUUGGGAAGUAGGGUAUCUGAGAAAAAAAAAACGAUGAGGAAUAUUGCAGGGCGAACUCAAAAGACAAUGAGCUAGGCAAAUUUAGUUUUUGGGAAGUAGAAAUGGUUAGAAAAACUUUGAAAGUGGAUCUAUGGCAUCCAAAAUAGCUCUUUUGCGCAUGUCCUCUGUCGGGAAAAGUUUAUAUUAUGCUUCAUUCUGAUGUUACAAGAAAAAUACAAGUUGAAUCUUGUUUGACUGAAAAAUUUCAGAUAGAGUACAGUGUAGUGGUCACUAAAGUGAUGACAAUGAGCGACUCGAGCCAGCGCGCUUUGAGCGACGGCGAGUGCUCUCAACUCGCCAGGUCUCUCCGCACCUCCCACUGGGAGGUCGAUUCCAGCCAGCGCUAUUUCGACUUUUCUGUUGUUGCUCAGGUUUCUUUUUUUGAAUACCUGGUCAUGUUUAGAACCCAGAGAAUGUUAGGGUUAAAAUAAAAUUUUCAAAUUUAGAGGGUUGGUCGUCCUAAAACACGAAAAAAAAAAUAGAUAGAAACAAGAGUGGAUAUUUUUUUCUAAUAAUCAGUUUAGAUGAUAAAGGGUGUUCAAAAAGUUUUUAGAAGCCUUUUUUGGAGAUAUUACUGAGACCGCCAAGAAAAUUUCUUGGUAAAAAAUCAAGAAUGUAUUAAGAUGCUGACGGAUCAAUGCUCCCGAGUUCUUUCAAAACGUGAAAGUGUUGCUCCAACUUCAGCGGUUUUAUAA
Molecule: messenger RNA, 5439 nt
Organism: Caenorhabditis auriculariae
Lineage: Eukaryota; Metazoa; Nematoda; Chromadorea; Rhabditida; Rhabditidae
Source: the annotation of a GenBank genome assembly